Messenger RNA from Oryctolagus cuniculus (rabbit), 2597 nucleotides. NCBI's taxonomy places the organism in Eukaryota, Metazoa, Chordata, Mammalia, Lagomorpha, Leporidae. The record is from RefSeq and is a predicted model, not a curated record.
CUUGUUCUAGGUAUAACACUCUUAAUGUAGGGAAGAUUAUUAUCUUCCUCUUUUUGCAUACUGUAUUUUUACUAAUAUUAGGUUUAUCCUUUUCAUGGCCGCAUCAUACAUUGAACCUAGAGUUGAAUAAAAUCCCAGACCUGUCUACGUCAUUGCUUAUCCUGAUCUGUGCGUUCGUUUUGUGGUCCAUGGAGCUUUGUGCUCACCCUGUUAACUUCCGUGUUAAUGGAUUUAGCCAACUGCAGUUUUUCAAGAUAUUUUGGAUUCCUAAUUCUCUGCCAGAUUAGAAGUUUGUAAGAGAACAGGGUAUGGUGAUGCCAUCAACUGAGAUUGGAAAAGCAGGACAAAGAAUUGUAGCAUGUAGAAUGAAGAGGAUUGAGGGUGGAAACCUGGGGAAUCCCAAAAGUAAGAAAGAGCUGAGCAGAAAGGAGGCAACAGAAGAUACCAAGAAGGGGAACCAGAGAGGCAGGAUGAAAAGGAGCGGACUGUCUUGGAAGCUGGGGUGACUGUGUGUUAAGUACCGGGGCUGGUGGUAGAGUGCAUAGGGCAUGCUGAUGCUUUCCGUGGCUCAUUCUGAUUAAGAGCAGUCUUUUUUGGAAUUCUAAUAAAAGGUAUACAGAUCCUCUCUACGGUGACUUUGUUUUUGUACAUAGUGAACGCCCUAGAAUGGCCACACUAUCCUAGCACUCCUGACGUCUCUGACGUGGGCCCCUUCCAGUGACUGCUCUACCAGGGUAACUGCUUUUCUGGUAUCUGUCACUGUAGGUUAGUUCUGCACUCACGUCACUGGAGUGAUACGCUGUACACCACCUUUUCCCCAGGCCUCUUCUAUUCAACUUUCUGAGAUUCACCCAUGUUGUAUGAAUAACACAGUAGUGGAUCAACCGGGACUCGAACCGGUGCCCAUAUGGGAUGCUAUGCCGCAGCGCCAGCCCUGAGACUGCAUGUCCUUGUGGAAGGUGAGGAAAGAAGACCUGAGAAAUUGGGUCUUAUCUGAGUUCAUGGGAGGUGUACCUGGACCAUGGCCCUAAUUCAGCCCAUUCUUGAGAAAUGCCUGUUGGUUUCUCGUCAAGUGGCAGUGAAAAUGCCUCGUGUAAAAGCAGCUCAAGCUGGGAGACAGGGCCCAGCAAAACGGCGUCUCGCGGAGCAGUUUGCCGCUGGGGAGAUAGUGACUGACUUGUCAAAGAAGGAAUGGAAGCUGGGGUUGCCCAUUGGCCAAGGCGGCUUUGGUUGUAUCUAUCUCGCUGAUACAAAUUCUUCAAAGUCCGUUGGCAGUGAUGCACCUUGCGUUGUGAAAGUGGAACCGAGUGACAAUGGACCUCUUUUUACUGAAUUAAAGUUCUACCAACGAGCUGCUAAACCAGAGCAAAUUCAGAAAUGGAUUCGUACCCAUAAACUGAAGUACCUGGGUGUUCCUAAGUAUUGGGGGUCUGGUCUGCAUGAUAAAAAUGGAAAAAGUUACAGGUUUAUGAUAAUGGAUCGCUUUGGGAGUGACCUUCAGAAAAUAUACGAAGCAAAUGCCAGAAGGUUUUCUCGGAAAACUGUCUUGCAGCUAAGCUUAAGAAUUCUGGAUAUUCUGGAAUAUAUUCACGAGCAUGAGUAUGUACAUGGAGAUAUCAAGGCCUCGAAUCUCCUCCUGAGCUACAAGAAUCCUGACCAGGUGUACUUGGUGGACUAUGGCCUUGCUUAUCGAUACUGCCCAGAAGGAGUUCAUAAAGAAUACAAAGAAGACCCCAAGAGGUGUCACGACGGCACCCUUGAAUUCACCAGUAUCGAUGCACACAAUGGCGUGGCCCCAUCGAGACGUGGUGAUUUGGAAAUCCUUGGUUACUGCAUGGUCCAGUGGCUCAGUGGCCAUCUUCCUUGGGAGGAUAAUUUGAAAGACCCUAACUAUGUUAGAGAUUCCAAAAUUAGGUACAGAGAAGAUAUUGCAGGUUUGAUGGAUAAAUGUUUUCCUGAGAAAAACAAGCCAGGUGAAAUUGCUAAAUACUUGGAAACAGUGAAAUUACUGGGCUAUACUGAAAAACCUCUUUAUCAAAAUUUACGAGAUAUUCUUCUGCAAGGACUAAAAGCUAUAGGAAGUAAGGAUGAUGGCAAACUGGACCUCAGUGUUGUGGAGAACGGAGAUUUGAAAGCGAAGACAGUGACGAAGAAGAGAAAGAAAGAAAAGGAAGAAAGCACAGCCUCUAGUGUUGAAGAUAUGGAAUGCUCAAGCGCGCAGACGGAGGAGACCAUACAAACCCGAAGUGAGGAGCCCCCAGGAGCAGCGUAUGGAAGCAUGUCUCAGCCAGAGGCUGGCAGCAGCAGCCAUGACAGUGAGUGGGAACAAAAUCAAGGGGCAUUUUUAAAGACAGUAAUAGUCUUACUUUGAAAAAGAAAUUCCUUACAUUGUACAACAGGCGCUUUGACUUCAGGAAGGGCCCUGCUGUGUUCUGGUUACACUGACACCUGUCAGUCCAGGGUGGCCCCCGGGUAGAUGAGAAGGCCCUUUACCGUUCUUCGCCUCGUGAGCACCAGGCACGUUUGUUUAGAUAGAUAAAUGAUUUUAAAUUCAUGUGGUUUGAAAUGCUUUUUAUACCCUAAAGUUUUUUUUUUUU